Messenger RNA from Guillardia theta CCMP2712, 2052 nucleotides. RefSeq lists its product as hypothetical. Bases 1 to 2052 code for a protein of 683 amino acids. Lineage: Eukaryota; Cryptophyceae; Pyrenomonadales; Geminigeraceae. The transcript is spliced from 19 exons. The record is from RefSeq and is a predicted model, not a curated record.
AUGGCCAAGCAAGAUACACGCCAAGGAGGGUGGAGCAUGAACAUCUUCAUGCCGUCGCCUCGCCUUGGGCAUCAGUCACCGAAGAGGGGUGACUCGUCCAAAUCCUUCGAUUCAGAUGUACCGGACUUGACAGAGAUCAACAGUUACAUCCAGUCAAAGGCCAAGUCUCAGUAUGGAUCUGUCGUGGCUACCCUGCGGGAAUGUUGCAACGACAAGAAGAUAGGCUCUAAGGCGAAACAUGCUCUGAAGGAUCUCACCUUCUUCAGACCCUCCGGCAGCAGUGGGUCCCUCCUUAUCCUCCUACUGUCGCAACUCAAUGAGGAGGAUAAGAUCUCCAGCAAGGAUGAGCGCAAAGUUCUCCGACUGCUUCACUUCUUGUUGUGCCGAUACGUCGAAGAAUUCCCCGAUCAAGCCAACCAAGUUCUGAGUGUCAUCGAGCGAGGUAGCAGCUCCUCAAAGUCGGCUCCUCAGCGAAUGGCGAGCUAUCGCAGCAUGGGAUGUCUGGCGCGGCACGGGGGGGCUGAAGGACAUGUCGUGACGAUGCUAGCAGAGCAGCUCGAGAAGGCAGCUGACCCUCGAAGCAGGAUGUCGAUCCUGGGAGCCCUCAAGCGUUUCUCUGUGAAGGACGACUCGAGCAGUCAGGAGAGGUUUGCUCUGGCUGCCUCACUUUACAGCGGUAUCCGAGCGUGCGGACGAACAAGAUCAGCUCCAGCUCAGAUCGUGCUCGCUGGCUGGCGCUUUCACGACGUCAUGAUCUUGCGGCACGUCCUUGCGCUCAUGCUCGAGAUGGCUCCAGUGCAUGCCAUCUCCGUGCUGAGCAGCCUGCUGGAAGUUCUCUCCAACCCAGCGCACGUCAAGCUGAUUCUCAGCGACUCCUCCUGCGGCGUGUUCCUUGUCCGGCUGAUCAGGUGGAGCAAGACGGUGCAGGGAGGAGGAGACGUCGCUCCUGCGCAGGAGGAGAAGGCAGGGGGCAUCGUGAGGGAGAUCGCGCAAACUGCCCAGCAGAUCCUUCAGGGUGUCGCUGACAUCCCGUCUGACCGCAUCUUCCUAGAGCUUCUGCAGGCCUUCGACUUCAAGGAGUUCCCCUCAAACUCGAUCACAGCUGUCAUGAAGCGGUUCGACCAGAUGUUGAGGUCCAACCGCAUCCCCCAGCAGACGGCCGCCUGCCGGUACCUCAAGGGCUUCCUGUGCGACAACAUCGAGAUGCUGGCGUCCAGACCCGAACUUACGGGGGAGAUUCGAACCACGUGCACGCACCUCCUCUUCUCUCGCUGCUCCUUUCUUCGAUGCCAGGCCAUGUGCGUCCUUGUGUGGCUGUUGCCCCAUCAAGAACUCACCAGCAACUUUCUCCUCCAAAUUCGCAAUGUCGAGGCCGACAAGCAGUCAAGCGUGGUGGCAGACGAGGGGAAGGCGGGAGGGGCGAAGCAUUUUUUCCCAAAGGAGAUGAUCAGCCAGCUCACCACCAGGUGUCCGGAAGAAGCUGCCGGUCGUUUGGAUCCUAUCCUUCUCGCAGACUGCUGGAAGGCGCUUGCGAGCAUGCGGCCCAUGCUGGAGGGCUGGAGGAGGAAGAUCGUCAAGGGGAUGCUGAGCCUGAGGGAGAGAAGCUGUCCUCGAGGAGAGAUGCUGAAGCUUCAAGAGAUCGAUCGCAUCGCCAUCUGGUCCCUCGGUCGGCUCGCUCCUCUCCUCCUCUGUACUUGGGAGGAGGCCCAGGGGGAAGGGGAAGCAACACCCUCAAAGGCUUCGGGACUGAGGGCUGACGAAGAGGUGGAUCCCGAGACGGGGAUGGCGACCUGGCAGCUCGCAGGCACCAUCGCUCUUCAAUUUGCAGAUCCUGUUCGCAUCUCCGUCUACGAGCAUCUCGUCGAUCUGACCAACGAGGAGGGAUAUGGCCUGAUGGGCGUUGCUGCCUCCUACCUCGCUGCUCUGGACGAGUGGUAUGAUGCUGUACAAGAGCUCGAGGAAGGCCGCGUCCUCGUCGACGUCCAAGGACUUUCAGCUCGUCAACGCGGCUGGCUCAGUGGAAUUCGCUCACAACUCCUCGCCUUCAGCUAG